Molecule: messenger RNA, 8314 nt
Organism: Sardina pilchardus (European sardine)
Lineage: Eukaryota; Metazoa; Chordata; Actinopteri; Clupeiformes; Clupeidae
Product: C-myc promoter-binding protein-like
Exons: 33
Coding region: 167-6037 (1956 amino acids)
Biological process (GO): regulation of Rab protein signal transduction
Cellular component (GO): ESCRT I complex; cytoplasmic vesicle
Molecular function (GO): protein binding
Source: RefSeq, a predicted model, not a curated record
GUCGGCACACUAAUGAGCGCGAUGUGUUGUUCUUUAAGCAUUCAGAGACAGAUAUUCGUAUAUUUUUUGCAGAUAGAAGAUAAUGCAGUUUGCUAGAGCGCCUCUAUCCAGGACGUAGACGGACGCACAUUUCCCAUUGUGACUGUGUUGCUAGCUGGCAUGGGCGAUGUUGGAAGACAAAGGGCCCCGUGUCGCGGACUACUUUGUGGUGGCCGGCCUGACGGACCCCUUCAAGCCGCUGGACGAGGAGCUGCGCUUCGAUGACGUCUGCCACAAGACGGCGCGGCCCAAGGCGCCCAUCACCGACGUCACCGUGGUGAUGCGCUCGCUGGGCGAGGAGGUGCCGCCGGGCUACGCCUGCGUGGAGACCACGCCCUCCGGCCUGUCAGCUGACCUGAACAACGGCGGCCUGAUGGCACCUGAGGUCUACCUGUGCUACAAGCGCGGCCGGGACAAGCCCCCACUCACCGACCUCGGUGUCUUGUAUGAAUGGAAGGAGCGCCUGAAGCAGGGCUGCCACCUGGUCCAGACCACUCCCGGCGGUCGCCCGGCCAACCUCAGCGGCUCGUCCCAGCGCGUUUACAUCACCUACCGCAGAGCGCCUGAGAGCCAAUCACAUGCCUCGCUCGCUGUGACGGACAUCUGUGUCAUCAUACCAGGAAAGGGCGAAUCUCCACCGCACACCUUCUGCAAAGUGGAGAAGAAUCUUAACAGCAGCAUGUGGGGGUCAUCUGUCUACCUGUGCUACAAGAAAUCAGUGGCCAAAACCAACACCAUCGCCUACAAAGCAGGGUUGUUCAGUAGGUACCCAGAGGAGGACUAUGAGUCUUUCCCUCUCCCGGAGUCCGUGCCCCUCUUCUGCCUGCCCAUGGGAGCUACGCUGGAGUGCUGGCCUCCUCACACCAAAUACUCCCUCCCCGUUUUCUCCACCUUCGUGCUCACCGGCUCUUCAGGAGACAAGGUGUAUGGGGCUGCCAUCCAGUUCUAUGAGCCCUUCUCCGAGGACUGCCUGACGAACAGGCAGCGUCUGCAGCUGGGCCUGUCCCUCCCUGACCCCAAGGCAGGGUCACGCUCCCCCAACGCUGACCCCCAGGCAGGGUUACGGUCCCCCAACGCUGACCCCAAGGCAGGGUCACGCUCCCCCAAGGCUGACCCCAAGGCCGCCUCGCGCACCGUUCACACCAACAAGAGCAUCUGUCUGCUCUCGCACUGGCCCUUUUUCGACGCCUUCCGGAAGUUUCUCACUUUCCUCUACCGCUACUCUAUCUCCGGGCCACAUGCCCUUCCCAUUGAGAAGCACAUAUCUCACUUUAUGCACAAAGUUCCCUUCCCCUCAUCUCAAAGACCUCGCAUUCUUGUACAGCUUUCCCCACAUGACAGUCUGAUGUUGAGCCAGCCUGUGUCCUCUCCUUUGCCACUCAGCGGGGGCCGGUUCUCUACGCUGCUUCAGAGUCUGGGCCCCGAGAAUGCCGUCUCGCUGCUGGUGUACGCCAUGACGGAGCAGAAGAUCCUGGUGCACUCACUACGACCUGCGGUGCUCACCAGCGUUACCGAGGCUCUGGUGUCUAUGAUCUUCCCUUUCCACUGGCAGUGCCCAUACGUGCCGCUGUGCCCGCUGGCAUUAGCAGGGAUUCUGAGCGCCCCCUGCCCCUUCAUCAUUGGGCUGGACACACGCUACUUUGACCUCUAUGAGCCGCCUCCAGAUGUCAACUGUGUGGACCUGGACACUAACACUGUAUCUCAAAUGGAGGAUAAGCGUGCUCUAACAUGGAAGCUCCUCCCAAAGAAAGCCUGCAAAAACCUGAUGAAUGCACUCAGUAACCUCUACCAGCAGCUAGUAGAAGGACACCAGAGGCCGCAGCACGACGGCUUGGCGGAGUUGUCGGUGUGUGUCGGGGGUGAAGGGGAGCUGGGCGGCGGGCGUAGCCUGCAUGCUCUGGAGCUGGACAUCCAGGAGGCGUUCCUGCGCUUCAUGGCAGCGCUGCUGCGCGGCUACCGCGCCUUCCUCCGGCCCAUCACGCAGGCGCCCUCCGAGAAGACCACCGACGCCAGCUCGCUCUUCGACCUGCAGGGCUUCUUGCGCAGCAGGGAUCGCUCUCAUCAGAAGUUCUACUCUGCGAUGGUGAAGACACAGCUCUUCAGCCGCUUCAUUGAGGAGUGCUCCUUCGUCAGCGACAAAGAUGCCAGCCUGGCCUUCUUCGACGACUGUGUGGACAAAGUUGAUGGGGAACGCAGCGAAGAGGGCAAACUGAUCGAGUUUGAUGAGUCUCAGAGAAGUGAACACACUGUCUUCAUUACACCACCUGAGCUACCACCCCUGCCAGAGGGAGAGGAGCAUCCACUCUGCUACAGCUAUGCUGGCUUCCCUGUGCUGACGGAUGACUUGUUUGAUCGUGUUGAUGGCCUGAGGACUCCUGCCUCUCUGCUUGCCAGUCGUCAGAGCUGCCCUACAAGUCCUGCUCCCAUGUUCAGACGCACUAAACAGGAGAUCAAGCUGGCUCAGAAGGUGGCUAAAAAGUACUCGUCUGUGCCCCAGAUGUGGUCUAAGUGCCUUCUGCGCCACUGCUAUGGCCUGUGGUUCAUCUGCCUGCCCGCCUAUGUCAAGGUCUGCCACUCCAAGGUGCGGGCUCUCCGCACCGCCUACGACGUCCUGAGGAAGAUGCACACCAAGAAGAUACAGCCACCUGAUGAGGUGUGUUACAGAGUCCUGAUGCAGCUCUGUGGCCAGUAUGGCCAGCCUGUUCUGGCCGUGAGAGUUCUGUUUGAGAUGAAGAAAGCUGGUGUCCAUCCCAAUGCCAUCACCUAUGGCUACUACAACAAGGCUGUUUUAGAGAGCACUUGGCCGUCCAGCACCAGAGGUGGCUACUUCCUGUGGCUGAAAUUGAGGAAUGUGGUUCUGGGUGUUGCCCAGUUCAGACAGGCUCUAAAGAAGCAUCAGCAGCCGUCUGCACACACACCUCCCUCAGACGGCAGUGAUUUGGACGCUCUGAGUCAGGGCAGCAUGGACAGCUCCAACGAGACUAACCCUGCUGACCUUAUCAAAGUAGAGGCCACUGACGAUAGAUCUAGCACAGGUGACCAGUCAGAUCUGGGCUACAACUCACUGUCUAAAGAAGAGGUGCGGAGAGGAGAGACCAUCCCCGAGAAGGAGAAGAGGGAGAGUGACUGCAGCUCCUUGUCUGAGACAGAGAGUGCCAAAGGCAGUGGAGACUGUCUUCCACAGCUGGACUUCCCAGCUCCUAAUCAGCCGCGUCCAGGGAUCGUCCGUGGCAACUCCUGCUUUGAUGGGCCUGCCCUUAAAAAACAAGAAAGCUCCUCAGCCGUUGCUGGUCUACUCUUCUCCUCCUCUUUAGAGGACAUCGGGGUCAUGCAGGGAGGCAGUCUGCAUCGUCGCCUGGGUAACCUACGCGAGAAGACCGACGGGUUGGUGGAGGAGCCUGGGAUGAGAGGUCGUCGCCAUAGCGGCGACUCGGCCACCCCCACCGGCGCCGUGCUGGGCCUGAGCCUGAACCAGGGCGAGACGGACCCGCGCAAGAUCGCCCGCAACCUCGGAGACGACGCCAAGAUCCUCUCGGGGAGCCUGCGCAAGAGCCGGCGAUGCGAGACGCUGGGAAUGAACAGCAAGCAGGCGCACGCGCUCCUGCGCGACGACGAACCGGCGGUGCACAGGCUCUCCCUCACGACCGCAGAGGACGCCGAAGAGGACCCGGACUCCAGCGACGAGGAGGGGACCGACGACGACAAGGUGGACAACGACCUGGCGGCCAUCUUCGACCUGGAGGACUUGGACCUGGACUCGGAGAGGCCGGCGGGGUCGCGGCGCCAGUCGGUCCCGGUCCUGCUGGGCAUCCCGGCCAAGCGCAUGGGCAUCGAGACGGGCUUCGACCCGCUGUCGCUGCUGGCGGCCGAGACGGAGUCGGAGGCGGCGGAGGUGUCCAGCGAGGGGGCCGGCGGGGACCGGACGCCCCCGGGGAUGCGGCGCGACCUGGCCGAGGAGAUCGAGAUGUACAUGAACCACAUGGGCAGCCCGCUGAGCAGCCGCGCGCCCAGCAGCGUGGACCUGCGCUUCCCCGCCAGCCCAGCGGGGGGCGCCGCUCACCACCACCAGCAGCACGAGGCGCGGCGCGGCAGCCUGCCCCACUGCUCGUCCCGCGCGCUCUCCGUGCCCCGCUCGCACACCUACCACUCGCACCAGCAGGUGGCGCACUCGCACAGCGCGCAGAGCGUUCGCUCGCGCACGCCCCAGGCCAACACGCCGACCCACGCCAGGGCCCGGCUGUGGUCCACGCCCGGGUAUCCGCCCGACGGGGGGGCCUCUCAGCGGGGCGAGGAGAGGGACCGGGACCCCCACUCGGACCUGGCCUCCCCGCCCCCCUCUCCCUCGCCCUACUCCUCCUCCUUCGGGCUGGACACUCUGCUCACGCCCUCGCUGGACGUCUUCAAGAGCAGCAUGGUGUCGGCGGGGAAGGGUGUGGCCGAGAAGGCCAGCCGCUGGUACUCACGCCUGGCCACUUACACCACUCCCACCAAGGACAUGAGCUCAGACCAGUUGAGUGUGGAGGAUGAUGACGAGUGUGAUGGGGAGGGAGAGGAAGUCUUUCUGUCUUCUGACGGGCCCUUCUCCCCACGGCGACCGGGCCCUAGACGCAGCCCCCGCCGGAGCCCCAUGCGCAGCCCCGCCGCUCAGGCCAGCGCCAACCGCCGCAGCAGUAUACACACAGGUUAUCUUCUCUCUCCUCCUCCCAGUGUCCCUGACCGCUCUGACCUGGGCUCAUCUCGAUACACCAGCAACACUAGCAUCUUCCAGAACUAUGCAAUGGAGAUUCUGAUCUCCAGCUGCUCGCGCUGCAAGACCUGUGACUGUCUGGUGUACGACGAGGAGAUCAUGGCGGGCUGGACGGCGGACGACUCCAACCUCAACACCAUCUGCCCGUUCUGUGGCAACCCCUUCCUCCCCUUCCUCAACGUGGAGAUCAGGGACCUGCGGGGCCCCGGCAGGUUGUUUCUGAAGAGUAGUCCAUCAGCAGAUGAAGCUAUCUCCUCUUCCUACUCUGUUUCCACUGGGCUGGACACUGGGACCUCCACCCUCUCACCCCCGUCCCCAGUUCCAAUACACGCAAGGAGCAGCUCCUUCAUCAGGGCUCCGUGUAUAGAUAUCCCGGAGAGGCAGCAGGGCUCUCUGUCCCCCGGGGCCCCCAUGGCGCGGAGCGUCAGUGCCUUCGGGCCCCUGGAGGAGCCGCCGCGGCCUCUGCACCGGGGCCCCACUGGCAGCCUGCCCAGCCGGCUCAACGAGGCCACAGAUCCGUUGAGUAUGGAGUGGCGCCUGCACCACCCUGAGCCAGUGACGGUGCCCUACCUGAGUCCUCUGGUCCUGUGGAAGGAGCUAGAGAGCCUGCUGGAGAACGAGGGAGACCAGGCCAUCACUCUGUCAGGGCUGGUGGAUCACCAUCCCAUAAUAUUCUGGAACCUUGUGUGGUACUUUCGCCGACUAGAUCUGCCCAGCAACCUGCCAGGCCUUAUUCUGACAUCAGACCACUGUAACAGAGGAUCUCAGGUUCCUCGUGACUGGAUGUCUGAGGACAGUAAGCACGUGCUGGUGCAGAUCCUGUGGGACAACCUGAAACUCCACCAGGACCCCAUACAGCCCUUCUACAUCCUGUGGAACACACAGAGUCUGAGUUACCCAGUGUGCCGGCUGGGGAAUGAGAAGGAGCAGGUGUUUGGUGAGGAGGUGCUGCAGGGCGUGGUGAGGAGCAUCCAGCGCAACGACAUCCACAGCCCCAUGUGCCACAUCCUCCAGCUGCUCGCACACACCCUCGGGGUCCGCAGACAGAGGAGUCUGUACAGGGAUAUCCUCUUCUUAUCUCUGGUCGCUCUGGGCAAAGACAGCAUUGACAUUGAUGCGUUUGACCGGGAGUAUAAGCUGGCGUAUGACCGUCUAUCUCCAGCUCAGGUCAAGCUCACUCAUAACUCCGACCGGCCCCCCAGCACAGGGGUCAUGGAGUGCAGAAAAACCUUUGGAGAGCCUUAUCUCUGAACACCCCACGCUCCCUCGCCCCCCCCCCCCCCAAACCUCUACUACACCAUAGCUGGAGACUCCAGCACAUCACUACACACUCAUAUCAAAGAGUAUAGAAGUAACAGUCAUAUUUACAGCGCUGACCUUUCACCUGGAAGUACUGUACUUACACAUUCAUCAGUCUGCAUGGCAACUUGUCCACAGAGAGUGCUGUGUUUUCAAAAAAAGGAAAAAGCAGAAGGUCAUGCCACACGCCACAUCUAAUUUGUUUCUUUAAAAUGGUGAUGUACUAUAAAUGCAAGGAUAGUUUGGGGGGAUUUAAAGAAUGUUUUCAUGAUAUUGUCAUCAUGACUAUGUAGUAGAAAAGGUAGCAGCAAUAUUUUGCCUAUUGUCAAAGUUAUCCAUACAAAACUGCAUAUUUAUGAAUAGGUACUAAAGAAUCUAUUUAGCUGAUGGUGAGACACUUUCACACAGUGUCAUUAGACCUGAAGUUUGUAUGGUAUCUCUCUCUCUUUCUCUCUCUCUCUCCCACACACACACUCUCUCUCUCUCUCUCUCUCUCUCUCUCUCUUCCCCUCAGAUGGGAUGCCAGAGAUUAUUGUCAAAAUAGAGAUUCAGUGAGAGGUGAAUGUACAGUUCUCUGUAAGGCCAUGUUUAGCUUAAUGGUUACACGUUUCCUACAGACUUUUGGGAAGAUGCCUAAAGUGCUGCUGAUCAAAGGUUUGGUCAAUGAAAAAUUGCUUUUUAGUAUGUACUACCUAUUCUGUUACAGACUGGAUGGUUCAGAAAAUAAUACACUAGUAUUUAGGUCAGUAUUGAAGUCCCUCUAUAGCCAUUGUUGAGAUUAUGAAUAUUGAGAUUAUGGAGAAUUGUAUACAGAUGGAUAAUUUACUUGUUUUACAUUGAAUAUAUCAUGCUGCUCUUGCAUGUUAGCCAGUUGUAAGACCAAGCAAUCCAAUCAAGAAAAGGGGAUACGCUACACAGGACUCAUACUGUCCUGUCACACCUGCUGCUCAACAGCCACACUGCAUCCUACACUCAACCCUAUCUGCUGUGAGUUCUGCUUUAGUUAGUGAGCCAAAUAUGCCCGACAGAAGCUCCGACACUGUGUGUUCCAUUUCAUUAAACACAAAAACCUUUAUUGGUAUGACUGAAUAACACAGUCUGACACACCAAGGAAUACAGUACACACACUCAAGAGUGUGAUAGUGUGCAUGCGUUAGAUGCAGUGAAGUGACUGCGAGCAGAUUUGCUUUAGUCAGCUAAUGUGCUAGCAUCUAGUUGGGUCAAAGGUAUGGGCGCAUACAUUUAAGGAAUUAAUCUCUUGCUGGUUGACAAUAAUGCCAUGGUAUAGGUUAAACAUAGCAUAAUGUAUUUACUCAAAUUGGUACUGGGAGAAUAUUGUUAAAAAUGUAAUGAUAAUGGUCACGACGAGUUGUUUGCUAACAUUACAUUUGGCUUGGUGCCUGUGAUAGUGUAUAGUAUUCAUAUAGUAAUGUUAUUUUUGUUUAGGAAACCAAAUACAUACUGUAAAUAUGUAUAUUCCAUCCAAAAAAGUCUAUUGGUAUAUUUAUCACAAAAGGGCACUUUUACAAUAAUUGGCUAAUGACAAUGUCAUGACAACUAUUUUUACAAUGUGGGAAAGCAAGCAAAUCUCUGGUGCUUUUUAGUCUAGAUACUUCCAUGUGUUUUUUUUAUAGCUUACUCUGUAAAUUUAACUAGUAAGGUAUGGUGAUUUGCCAAAUGAGGACUAUCCAAAUGGAUGAAUUAAUAGCUCAGCUUAUCACAAACUGAUAUAUUUUUUGCUUAUCUCUCUGUGUAGGAAGUACACAUCACCACUUUGAGGUAAAAUAUAUACAAGAGAUGUAAUGUAAUCUUUUGGUUUGUUUCAGAUUUCAAAUUUUCUACACUCAAUGUGGUUAAAUCAAAGAAUUUACAUUUACCUGCAUUGGUGAGGAGGUCAGAUUUUUAAAAACAUUUUUGCCAAGUACAGUAGGUUAAAAAAUCUCCCAUUUGUGUUAAUGUGAGCCUUUCCAUUUGAGCCAUAAUAUGCUGUUUGUUGCUUGAAAACAUUUGUUUACUUGGGCUUUGUGCACUUCUCAUCUCCCAAGACACCCAGGCUAUACUGUAUAUUCAAGAGACAUAGUACUGUAUGUCGCAAGUAUUUCAAAUGUGUCAGAUAUGUGACUGUCUCCACUACAACAGGACUGAGCCAUAUCAAGGGAGAGAUCAUUAUAAAAAAUGUAGUUUGUAACUACCCAUAAUCGUUAAAGGAGAAUAUAUCUUUUAAUUUGA